This is a messenger RNA of Amborella trichopoda, 1011 nucleotides long. The record is from RefSeq and is a predicted model, not a curated record. NCBI's taxonomy places the organism in Eukaryota, Viridiplantae, Streptophyta, Magnoliopsida, Amborellales, Amborellaceae.
GAGAUCGAGAUCGAAACUACAAUCCAAGGGUCCGACCUCUUAGAGAGAGGGUCUCGCUCUUCCACAGGUCAUAUCCCUGCGCACCAGGGAUCCCAUCCCAUUCGAGUCCACAUUUUGCUGCGUUUUCUUGGGAGCGAGCCGCGCUCUUGUCUCAAAUCCCUUCUUUUGAAUUGGCCCUGUCUUCUUUCUCUCUCUUAAAACAACGUCCUCACCCUCUCAAUAAACACACCCAGCAAACCAAUCACCCACUUGUUUCUUAUAUAAACCGUCUCUUUCUUGUUACUGUUUUUUUUUUUUUUUCUUUCUUCUUCUUCUUUCAUUUCCCUCUGUUGGGUUGCUGGUGUCAGAUUCAGACCUUUUUUAGGCAAUUCACUUUUUUGGGGCACUCUCUCUCUCUCUUCUUUCUUUUUCUCUCUCUUCUACCUUUGCAGAUAGAUAAUGGGUCGCGUUAAACUCCAGAUUAAGAAAAUAGAGAACAGUACCAAUAGACAGGUAACCUUUUCAAAGAGGAGGAAUGGGCUCAUUAAGAAGGCUUAUGAGCUCUCCAUUCUGUGCGAUAUAGACAUAGCUUUGAUCAUGUUCUCACCUUCCGGUCGACUAAGUCAGUUUUCCGGCAAAAAACGGAUUGAGGACGUCUUGGCGCGUUAUGUAAACCUUCCUGAUCAUGAUAGAGGAGGGCCACUUCAGAAUCAGGAGUAUCUCAACAGGGCGCUCAAGAAACUCAAGUGCGAAAGCGACAUCGCUUCCCAUCUCACUAGUCCUGCGAGCAGUGUUAACUCUAGUGUUGAGGAGCUUCAACAGGAAAUUAGUAGAUUUCAACAACAACUACAGAUUGCUGAAGGGCGACUAAGUUGUUUUGAGGCCGAUCCCUCUAAAAUCACAUCGCUGCGAGAGGCUGAGUGCUGCGAGAAGCUCCUCAUGGACGCCCUCACUCGAGUUACUCAGAGAAAGGUCUCAGACACCCCUCUCUCUCUCUCUCUCUCUCUACUAAAGAUAUUUCUUUCUAACUAA